Messenger RNA from Xyrichtys novacula (pearly razorfish), 28210 nucleotides. Lineage: Eukaryota; Metazoa; Chordata; Actinopteri; Labriformes; Labridae. The record is from the annotation of a GenBank genome assembly.
AUGCCAAGGAAGAGUAAGAGGUCACAGGUUGCAAGCCAGCGCUGGCAGAGGUUUCAUGACAUUGACUUUGUGAGUACUGGACAAGCAGAUGGUAUUCCUCAGAGCAGUGGAGAGGUAAAGAGGUCUGAAGUGUCUGAUGCUGUGAAACAGGGAGGUGAAAAUGCAUCAUGUCAACCACAGGUAUCUUAUGCAGACGUGCUUAAGAGGAGACGUGUAAGUGAGUCACCUGCAGCAGGUCCUUCUAACUCUCAUCAGGUGAACUACAUAGCCCAAACUGAAAAGCCAUGCUCAACCCAGGUAUCACGUGCAGACACUGUUAAGAAGGGAAACCACAGUAAUUAUCAGUCUGUAUCAGGCUCUUCUCAGGUAAGAAAUGAGAACGCUGUUAAUCAGUCAGGUGAACAAAACGUCUGUGCGUCACGCAGCCAAGCAUCUCUGAAAUACGGCCAAUCCAGGAACCAGCAGUGCACCUGUAACUCACUGACAUUUCUAGCAUUCCUGUAUGAGAGAGAACACAUCACCAGAGCAGAUCUGGACCGUGUUUUGGAUAAAGGUGAUGUGAUGUACAGAAAAGUCAGAAAAACUGUUUAUCACAGCCAUCUGACAACCGAUGAGCUCCCUAAACAGGUUCCUGCACGCAGACACACGCAGAUUUUUGACAAGUCACAGCUGUCUAGAUACGGUACGUUUGGAGAUCCGGAUCCCGGUGCUGUUGAUACCUUUCUGGACCUCGUUUCAGGACUGAGCUGCUUAUUAUCAGAUGUGCAGUAUGCUUUGCUGCUAAUGACUUCACUGUGCAUUGCAGUUUUCAGAACCAGAGAUGGCAGGUACGGUUUCUUUGACCCACAUGCUAGGACAGCUAACGGUUUGCCUCUGCUUAAAGCCACACCUACUCCUGGUACCGCUGUCAUGGUAACAUUCACACGCCUUAGUGACAUGAUUGCCAGGCUCAUCAGGUAUCACCACAUAUUGGGCACAGCAGCGUCCUGUCGCUAUGAGCUCAAGCCAGUUGUGUUCGGUGAUGUGAACCCAAGUGAUGCUAUCCCAGCCACAGAAAGUCCGUCCACAAGUCCCUCUGUAACAACCACUGUGAUAAAUGAUGACACAAGUGCUCCACAGAUGAACACUGAUGUCCAUGAAAACACUGAAUGCGACAUGGAAACUGAACCAGAACCACUGAUCGACUUCAGCCAGUGUUCUGUCACAUUAACUGGUCCUGAAUCUCUCGUUCUGGAGAUGAACACUACUGUAAGUGAUGACACAUCACAGAAAGUCUCAACUUUGAUGGAAACACAAGCUCAUCAACCAGGUCAAAUCAGCAUGAAUUCUGUCAAAGAGGAAACUCAGGAGACACAAUCAAAUUUGACACAACCAUUUAUAACUAUCCCUGUCACCAGUGAUAAUGUCCUCCAUGACAUUUCUAGUAAACUGUCAAAAUUGAACAAACAGCAAAAAAAGAAAUUUAAGAGGAGACUAAUGAGAUCUGGAAAGACAUCUCAAAAGAAAGAGAAUCAAAAAAGGAGAGAGAGAGAAAAGUAUGCUAAGAAUGAAACAUAUAAAGCAAAGAAAAAGUCUUAUUCAAGUAACAAAUAUUCUGUAAAUCCUGAGAUACAGACAAAGAAAAGACAAAAGAUCACAUCUAAAUAUAGAGAAAGCACAGACUACAGACUGAAACAAAAAGAAUAUAUCACACGAAAAUACAGGGAAAAUGUUGAUUUUAAAGGCAGACAAAAGUUAUAUUUCAGGAAAAAAUAUGGAGAAAAUAUUGAUUUUAGAGGCAGACGAAAAGAAUAUUUCACGAAAAAAUACAGAGAAAAUGUUGAUUUCAAAGGCAGACAAAAAGAAUAUAUCAGGAAAAAAUACUCUGAGGAUGUUAAUUUCCGGCAAAGACAGCGAUCAUAUAUCAAUCAUCGAUAUGCAAAUGAUGAAAUAUUCCGUAACCGACACAGACAGCUGAUGAGACAAAUGAUGCGAGACAGGUACAAGACAAAUCUUGCAUACAGAACUAUGCAUAAAAUGAGGUGUGCAUUGAAAAUAUCAAAGAAAUACAAAGGAAUAAGUAAACAAACAUGUGAGACUGACAGAGAGAGUGAAAACCCACUUAUUGAAAGUGCCAUAAAUGAUUUCCGAUCACACAUUAAAGCUGGUCCCACCCAUGUUUGCACAGUUUGCCACAAAGCCUCAUUUCCAAACCAGGUGCAAAAGUGCAAGAGGUCCAACUAUGUGAAAAAUCCAAUCAUGGUUUCAGCUUGUCUCAAAGGUCAGUACGUCCAUGAUUGUAACGAUGACUGCAGAAAUCACUGCACUGUCCCUGAUGAGAGAAAGACUGAGUGGAUUUGUCACACCUGCCAUGACCAUCUGAAAAAUGGAGCCAUGCCCAAACUUGCCAUAGCAAACAACUUGGAGCUUGCUGACAUACCACCUGAGCUGUGUGACCUCAACAUACUGGAGAGACAUCUGAUAGCAAAGUGCAUAACAUUUGCCAAAAUCAUUCCUCUUCCCAAAGGCAGACAGCGAGCUAUACAUGGUAAUGUUGUAUGUGUUCCCUCUGAAGUCCAGGAAACAAUUCAGGCUCUACCCAGAUUGAGAAAUGAGUCUCAGGUGAUGAGAGUAAAACUGAAGAGACGCUUGAGUUACAGAGGUCACCAUCUGUUUCAGACUGUUACCUGGUCCAAGCUAGUACAGGCCCUGCAUACACUGAAAGAGAUACACCCCCAAUAUGAAGACAUCACUAUUAGAGAUGAGGAGGAGUUAUGUGACCCCACACUUCCUGAUGAUGGUGAUGAGGAUGAGGAUGAUGAUGAUAACACAAUGAAUGAUGAUGACUAUGAUGAUGAGGAUUUGAUGGAGAUUGAUAGAAUUGAGGCUGCUGCCAUGUAUGAGGCUGAAACUAAUGCUGAAACUGAGGACGACAACACAGAGCUGUGUGAUAAAAGUCAGACCCAGGACAAUGAUGAUCAGACACAACAACAGGAUUCAGACGUGCAUAAUGGUGGUGUUGUUUUGGAGUCGUGCCUUCAGCCACGUGAUGUUUCUGAGGAGAUAUUGUGUUUCAGUGACUCUACAUACUCAGUAGCUCCAGCAGAGAGAAACAAUCCAGUCAGUUUUUUCAAAACACCCAAACUAGAGGCCAUGGCGUUUCCUGUUCAGUUUCCCACUGGUGAGAAUACACUGGAUGAAAACAGACCAAUGAAACUAUCACCCAGUAGUUAUUUUAAAGCAAGGCUCUUUGGUGUUGAUGAUCGCUUUGCCAGAGAUACCAACUACCUGUUCUUUGCACAGUUUGUGACCGAAAUACACUUGGCUACCUCCAGCAUGUCCAUACAGUUACGCAAAGGCAAACCUUUGACCAGAGACGGACGUAAAAUAACAUCCAGAAUGUUGAGAGACAAAUACGAAGUGGAGAGACUGGUGAGAAACAGAGAUGCUAUCAGAUUUAUGCAGCCGCUCAGAGGAACACCAGCCUACUGGGACAAAACUACAAAAGAUCUGUUUGCUAUGAUCAGACAGUUGGGCAGUCCUACUUUCUUUGUCACAUUUUCUGCAGCAGAAAUGCGUUGGCCUGAGGUGAUUAUUGCAAUAAAAUCACAACAAGGUGAGGAAGUGAAUUUUGAAGAGCUCGACUGGUCCACAAAGUGUGACAUUCUGAGAAGCAAUCCUGUGACAACGAUGCGCAUGUUUGAUAAGCGUGUUGAAGCACUGUACAGAGAUCUGAUCAUGUCUCCUGCACAACCCCUGGGCAAAGUUUUUGACUUCUUUUGGCGUCUCGAGUUUCAACACAGAGGAAGUCCUCAUAUACAUGGUCUUUUGUGGGUAGAAGGUGCACCUGUGUUUGAGAGAGACUCUGACAAAACUGUGUGUGACUUUGUGUCCAAACACAUCUCUGCUCAGCUCCCUGACCCAAAUAAACAGCCUGAACUGUACAGAAAGGUCAAAGAAGUGCAAAUACACAGUAAGAACCACUCAAAGACAUGUUUCAAAAGUGCAAGUUCUGGAUGCCGAUUUGGAUUCCCAAAACCACCCUCCAGACAGACAAUGAUAACAAGACCUGUGGGUGAUGAUGAGGAGUCAGAGAGACUUAAGACAGCCAAAGAGAAACUUGCACCACUGAAUCAGCUGCUGAAUGAGACACAAACUGAAUCCAUGAGUUUUCAACAGCUCCUGUCUGUCUGUGACUUAACCGCUGAUGAGUACGAGAAACACAUGAAUGUGAUGAGUCAGUCCAGCAACAUCAUUCUGAAGCGUGAGCCGAAAGACUGCUGGGUAAACACCUACAACCCUCACCUGCUCAAAGCUUGGGAUGCAAACAUUGACGUGCAGUUCAUUCUCAGCUACUACAGUCUGAUCCAUUACAUAUGUACGUACAUGUGUAAAAGUGAGAACUCUGUGAGCCAGUACCUGCAAACACUCAUUCAGAACUCCGACAGAGAAUGUGUCAAUGAAUGUGAUGAAAUGAAAGCGGUCAUGCAGGCGUAUUCCAAAAAGCGAGAAGUAUCAGCACAAGAAGCCGUUGCCCGAGUGACUUCACUGAACAUGAAAAAGAGUUCACGCAGUGUGGUUUUUGUCCCAACUGAUGACAACCCAGUGAAAAUGAGUCUGCCUGUGUCAAGCCUUGACAACACAACACCAGACAGCUUGAAUGUGUGGAUGACAUCCUUAACAGACAAGUACAAAUCCAGACCUGAAUCACCAGAGUUUGAAGAGAUGUGCAUGGCUGAUUUUGCUUCUACCUGCAGACUGGUGUAUGGACAACAGACCAAGGGCAAGAAAGUGGUACCUUUGCUGAAUGAACUAGGCUUUAUACAGAGACGAGAAAGUGACAACGCUGCUGUCAUCAGGUAUCGCCGCAUAUCCAAAGAGAAAUACCCUGAGCAGUUUUACGGCACAUUGCUUAGACUGUAUCUUCCAUACAGAUCAGACGAUGAGCUGAAAAGACCAUAUUUUCCCACGUAUGAGUCAUUCUAUGAGAGAGGUGUGGUUCAGCUGCCGUAUUCUGACCGACCCCUGAGUGUGAAACUCAUCGUGAAAAGAAACCGAGAGAGAUAUGAAAAAAACAGUGAGGAAAUUGACUCUGCUCUCGAGGACUUUGAACAGAACAGAGGUGUGGUCGAUGAAUGGUGUAAUUUGGCACCUGAAUCUGAACUGGUGAGGUUGGAGUGUAUCGAUGAACUGGAUGCCAGACAGUGUGAAAAUGUCCAAGAGGAUGUACCGGAUUACAGCAGACAAGCAAAUGCUGCUACAGAGGCCAGAGUCAUGAGAGAGCCCCCUACAAUCGAUCCCACACGGUUACGACAAAUGUAUCAGAGUCUGAACCAGAAACAGGCAUGUGUGUUCUAUGCAGUGAGAGACUGGUGCAUAAAACGAGUCUGUGGACAACAACCAGAGCAGUUUUUCUACUACAUCAAUGGUGGUGCUGGCACUGGAAAGUCACAUCUCAUUAAAUGCAUUCAUUCAGAAGCAUCAAAGAUUCUGAGAACACUACCUACACGUGCUGAGGAAGCUGACAUCUCAAACCCGACUGUGCUGUUGACUGCUUUCACCGGAACUGCAGCCUUUAACAUCUCUGGAACAACACUGCACUCUCUCCUCAAGCUGCCCAGAAGUUUGAAACCUCCUUUUCAAGGUCUUGGGAACCAACUUGAUGAAAUCAGGUGUGAGCUUUUAAACGCUGAAAUCAUCAUCAUUGAUGAAAUCUCCAUGGUGUCGAAGCCACUUUUUGCCUAUGUGGAUAUGAGACUGAAACAGAUUAAAGGCAGCCACAAACCCUUUGGAGGAAUGUCAGUCAUUGCUGUGGGAGACUUUUACCAGCUACCGCCUGUGCGACAGUCCAAACCACUGUGUGUCUAUGAUCCAAGUGAGCUUGACCUCUGGAGAGACAACUUCCAGGUGAUCACUUUGGAUGAGAUCAUGCGACAGAAGGAUGACAAAACUUUUGCCGAGAUGCUGAACAGACUCCGUGUGAAAACAAGGUCAGAUGAGCUUUCUGAAGCUGACAGAACUCUGCUGUCACAGCGUGUCACUGAACCACAACUGUGUCCCUCUGAUGUGCUGCACAUUUUUGCUACCAACAAACAAGUCGCAGAACACAACUCUGCUACACUAUCUCUGCUCCAUUCUGAUAUCACCACCAUUGAUGCAGAUGACUUUAAAAAGGACCCACACACUGGACACAUGAAAAGACAAGGUGCACCAUGUCAUGGAAGCAGAAAUGAUCUACCUGACACACUAGAUGUUGCAGUAGGUGCUAGGGUCAUGCUUACCAGAAACAUUGAUGUGUCUCAAGGAUUGGUGAACGGAUCAUUUGCUACAGUAGGCCGUCUCAUAAGCUCUGAAAACAAUGGUUCUGCUCUUGUCACUAUGCUUGGUCUCAGGAUGGAUGAUGAAACAGCUGGCAGGAGCUAUCGUACUCGAGGAGACAAUCUUGUGUACAUCGAGAGAUCUGAGGAGGCUCUGCAACAGAAAGGAGUGGUACGCAGACAGUUUCCUGUGAAACUUGCCUUUGCAUGCACGAUACACAAGGUUCAAGGUAUGACCAGAAAAUCAACUGUUGUCUCUCUGAAGCACAUUUUUGAGCCCGGCAUGGCCUACGUAGCUAUCAGUCGAGUGACCUCUCUCAGCGGACUGUACAUGCUUGAUUUGGAUGAGAGUAAAAUCCAUGCUAACCCUGCAGUCACUGUAUCUUUGGAGACCAUGACGCAAGCUAACUUUGAUCACCUCAUGCCUUUUCUCCAGAUCCAGCAUUCUCUCAGCAGACAGGACACUGUGAGCAUCAUUCAUCACAACACCGAAGGAUUACCUGCUCAUGUGAAUGACAUCAAAAGCCAUCAUGAACUGUGUCUUGCAGAUGUUUUGUGUCUGACAGAAACUCACCUACAGGGCUCCUUUGUGGCAGACAGUCUCCAGUUUGAGGGCUACACCAUGUUCAAACGCAACAGACAUUUGUCCUACACUAACUUUCCACAGAUGGCCAGUAAAGGAGGUGGUGGAGUCGCUGUUUAUGUGAAAAACCAUUUGCAGGUUGUGGAGAAACAGUACCUGAAUAAUGUGACUGACCUCGAGUUUGUGGUUUUGAAGGUUGAAUCUCCUGUAAGUGCUCUGAUUGCAGCUGUGUACAGACCUCCAGACUACAGUGUGUCAUCAUUCCUGUCCAAUCUGGGAAGCCUUCUGGACUCACUUGAGAUCAUGGACUGUCAUCCUAUCAUUGUCUGUGGCGAUUUCAAUGAGAAUCUCUUUUCUAAUGCAAGUAAGCCAAUUUUGGAUUUCUUUCAGUCCAAGGGAUAUGGUCAACUGAUCACUGCUGCUACAACGGACAAGAACACACUGCUGGACCUGAUUUUCUGUUCACGACCUCAGCUAUGUCUCUCCUCAGGUAUUGUGCAGACAUACUACAGUUACCACAACGCCACUUACUGUGUCAUUUCAUCCAACAGGUCAUAGAGGAAACUACUAUUAAGGAAAAGACAAACUACAGAAGCUGUGGCUAAUGUUAUGCUCAUAUUUUCAGUACAGAUUGAAAUGUGUUUGGUCAUUGUAAAUUUUACUAGUGCAAAAAAUAUUUUUAUGGCUCAGAAUUUUUUGAAAGAAAAUAUUUUUCAGGUUGUAAAAUUUUCCAACUAUUCAAAUGUUAUAAAUUACAAUUUUUGGCCUGUGCAUUUAUCAAGUCCAGUCAAGUCAAGUUAAUCCAUUUAACUUGACUUGACUGGACAUAGGGAGGGUGGGUGCGGAUUGAUAAAUGCACAGGCCAAAACUCUCAGCUGCUGUGUACAAUACUGUAUACAGCAGCUAAAAUUAAAAACCUCCAUCAGAAAGUGUGUGUUCCCUAAUGAACACACACUUUCUGAUGUUCUGUUACCUACCAGCUGAAACCCCCCUUUUCUCCACCCAACUUUACACCACUCUCUUAGCAUGGGUGGCUGUAAGUACACUAGAGCAAACCUAAGUUUCCUUUUCUUUGGGUAGGUUUUUAUUUUAAAUUUUUUAUUAUUACUAUUUUUUUUUUUUUCAGUUGUCCCCGUCAUCUUUAACCUGACCCCCAUUAGUACUAUCCUGACUAGCUCACUGUAAACUGAAAAAAAUUAUCAAACUGUCAACCAAAAGUAAACACAUCACCUGUGGAUGCAGUAGAGUAAAGCUAAGUUUCCUUUUGUUUGGGUAUUUUUUUUUUUCUUCUUCAGUUGUCUCUGCCAUCUUUGUCCUGACCAUUAGUGCUGUCCUGAUUAGCUCACUUAUGAGCAGAAAAAAAUUAUCAAACCGUCAACCAGAAGUAAACACAUCACUUUGGACCACUCAAAGACACAGUCUACCUGCUGUUUAACCCAGUCUUUGGUCAGAGGUGAAGAAGAGAUGACAUCCUCCACACCAUCCUCCUGCUGCUCUCAACAACCAUCAUCGCUGUGCUGGACAGACUGCAGCACCCACCGGGACCCUUCUCUCAUGGACUACACAAACAUGUGUUUUACCUGCUUGUGCCCCAGAUGUCCUGAAGCAGCUCUCAAGGACCACCAGACAUCAGGCUGAAGCAGAACUGAUGCUGUAGUACCUGUCACUCACUGGGCUCGUUCCUGCUGAACCUCCAAGAAAUAAACCCCUCUUCAAGAAAGUCUGAGGUAAUGUCUUGGUGAACUUGUGUUCAUUUAUUUUUUCUUAGUUAUCUUAGCUGCUGUAUUAAUGCUUGUGAUGCUAUUGUACAGCUCUGCUGAUACCAUCGUCUUUAACUGCAGUGUUUUCUCCCAGGUCUUCUUAAAGCCAGUUAAGAGAGGAAGAACAGCUUAGACACUCAGACAGCUGAACACACCAAAGGUGGACAUCAUGCAGCCACCCCGAGCCUUGACCCUAUCUGUGUGAGGAAGCUUUGCUGCUGCAGACCUGGUGAAGUUGCUCUGCUGCAGUGCUUAAGGUAUUCAUUGUAAUGAUGUGUGUAUUUAUUCAACAUGUUUAGUUUCACAGAUUAUCAACACAAAUGUUUCUGUUUAUUUCCUGUUUUGAACCAGCUACAUUCUCCUACUUCAAGUCACUGUCUGUUCAUCCACGGUGUAGCAAGUGCAGCUAACUAAUGGUGAUCCUACAAUCAAUUGUAUUGAUUACAGAGUUAAAGUGAAGGGGAUUUUGUUUGUUUUUUUCAGACCUCUCCUCCUCCCGCCUCUGACUCCAGUGAUGCUGUCAACUCGAACACUGAUAACUGCACACAGUGAUUCUACAACCACAGGUCAAAGGUCAAAACAUUACCUCACUCAAAACCUUCACUCUGAACUGUACCGGGCUCGGCUUUUGGUUUUGAAAAAAAGUGCCCAGACAGAACACAGUACUCACUUGAGGAACUGACUGAUUGUCUUCAGGACAGGACAACUAUCACUCUUAUAUUGUUUUGAAUCCUGUUUUCUACAUUAAAUGAUCGGUUGUCGAUAUCUGUUAAUAUUUUAAGUUUCCUGUUUCUUGGACUUUAUUUGUUCUAUCUUAUUUUAGUAUUUUCUUUCCCUUUUACUGUGUAUCUCUCCUUAUAUCAAAAGAUGACCAACACUGAUGAACGGAAAAGUUGUUGCAGGCAGCUGAAUUUCUCGUUUUAAUAUGCUCACCAUAGCCCUCAAAUUUACCUACAAGAGAAGAUGUGUUUUUAGAAAUAAAUGAUGUACUUUGGGUUUCAGCUGGUAGGUACACUGCAGGUUUUUCACGUGUGCUUAGUCUUGGGCUAAUGUUUUGGACAGCAGUGAUCCCAGCAUUACAGUGUGAAACAAUCCCUGCUGAAGGUUGUCGUCACAAUCAUCAAACACAGGGCUUGGUUAAACGAACUGUGUGAAGGGAUUUCAUAGAGGAACAAAGUUCCCAACCCAGCAUUUCAGUAAGACAGAGUAGUGUGAAUGUUUGGAUAAGAAAACACUGGGAUCUAAAAUGCUGACCAGAUUGUCAGUCCACUGCAAUGAGCUGAUGACAGUAUUAGCCUUGGUCUAACUACUGUGAAAAGCCUUUUGGGUGGUAAGGUGGACCAAUACAUGCUAUAAAAAAUACUUCAGUGCCAUAUUUAAUUUUUUUAACCUUUCACCUUUGCUUGUAUAUUUCCGCAAGCCUGGAGGACUGCAUCUUUUGCAUUUGCAUUCUUUUCCUUACCCUCCACAUUAUUUUAAAUUUUUAAUUUAGAUUUAAUUAAAAAAAUAUAUAUUUUAAUUUCUGUAAAAUACUUCUGUACCACACUGUACAGUAAACUGCUGAGAUAUUUUUGCAAACAAAUGAGCAGAUGACAAUGAGCUGAUGACAGUAAUAGCCUUGGUCUACUGUGAAAAGCCUUUUGGUGCUAAGGUGGACCAAUACAUUACAUCAAUUUAUUUCAAGUUCUCAAAUCUACUUUUUAAUCUGAUCAUUUUAGAUUUUGCUUUAAAGUUUCAGUUUCAUAUCAUUUAAUUUUAUUUAUUAUUAUAAUUAUUUAUUAUUCUAUAAUUUUCUUUUUUUCUACGAGAGCCCACAUUUCACUGCAGUUAGCUUUAAAAAAUACUAUAAUGCCAUAUUUAAUUCAUAAGCCUUACACCUUACUUUGCCUGUAUAUUUCCACAAGCCUAACUUUGCAUUAUUUGCAUUUGCAUUCUUUACCUUACCCUUCACAUUAUAUUAAAUUUUAAUUCAAAUCUUUUUUUUUAAUUUUAAUUUUAACUUCUGUAAAAUACUUCUGUACUACACUGUACAGUAAACUGCUGACUUAUUUUUGCAUACUAUUCCUCAUGUUCCAUUUUAUACUUUUUGUGAUUCACAUUUAUGUUGUUAUACUGCUGACCGAUUGUAGUAACUAUUUUUUUUAUAACUCUCAAGUCACCAUUUUCAUAUUUUUUUUAUGUAUAGGUAUAAAGGUUUUUCAGAUAUGCAAACUUAGUCUUAGGCUAAUCUAAACCCUUAAAAACACACAUAACAGUCCUGUAUCAGACUUUGAAAUCAAAUUUCAAGGUCUGUUUUUAAAGCCCACAACACAGGACUUGGCUUAAUGGGCCAUGACAAAUUUUAUGAGCCAACUUUUGUUAAGGCUUAGUAAUCCGAAAACACAAGAAAAGAGGUGAAUGUGGGUACAGGGCUGCUGGAGUUUGAAUCCAGUAAAUAAUGGGGUGUUAGCCUCAGUCUAACAACUGUGUGAAGAGCCUGUAAUGAUUGGGCUAAACAAUUUUAGAAACAACUGAAAAUGUGAUACCUUUGUCCAUCAACAAUCACAGCAACGACAAUCUUAAAACCUUAAGCUUAAGAGACAGAUUGGUCACCCAUGUAAAGAUUUCUGCUUCCAAUACCUGUUCACAAACAAAUUGUUUAUAAUUUGAUUUAAGGCACUAUGGAACACUGUUUCUUUAUGUGUUUAUGUUUUUAUUUUUUUAUUUAUUUUUAUUUUUUUAAUGUUUUAUGAUUAAUCAUUUCAUUGCUCAAAAAAUGUUAAAGGAUUGACAAUAAUAUUUUUCUUAAACAUAUAUAUUUAAAUUAAACUUAUUUGUGUAAUGUGUUCAUUUCUCAUCUACAUUCAUUUCUACUUCUUCCAACAUGAAGGCCUUUUCAGCCAUCUUUAAAAUUCUUUACCAUAUUUCCUGUAAUGUUCAAGAUCAGUUCUUUAGCAAUUUGAAUAUUCAUACAGCUACUGGUUUACCUCUCCCAGUGUUUUUACAUCCAUACAACUCAUCUCUUUUUCAUCAUCUUCUUCUUCAGUUCUGUUACGGUUGAAACAUUCAUACAACUUCUAUUUAUAACACUUCACCCCUUUAACAGUUUUUUCAUUUAUACCUUCUCCAUUUAUUACUGGCAGUUUAGCAUUGCUUUUUCAGCUUUCAGCACUCAGCAUUUCCACGCAUUUUCUGCAAGGAAAUGCAAUUUUUCUAGUUAAACUUAUUAUUCUUCCGUCCCUUUUUUGGACCGCUUCUCCUCCUUCAAACUUUGUCCGAUUUCAACCGUUCAAACUUUAAACUCUUCCACUCCUUCAGGACAUUAUGGCUAUUACUUUUCACUUUUCUACCCUUUAUACUUUUUGAUAUUUUUAACUUUUUGUGCAAAAAUUUUAACAUUGAAGUCAAUGGGGAAAUCUUCCACCUCUUCCUUUUUUUCUUCCACCUUCAAAGUCUUAUAACUUCAGCAUACUUUCACCUAGAGACCUCAUUUUUGCUUUAAAAUGUUCAUUCACUUGUCGACUAUUAUAGUUGUACUCAGUUUUUUGAUAUCUUUUACAGUUUUUCCACAAUUUAGCUUUAAGCAACUUGUGGUUUUCAGCAAAUUUCAAGCUUUAUAAUGGGUGUGUAUUGGAGAGUUUAGAGUGAUGAUGUCAUCAGCUAGAGUGCAGACCUCGUCUCUGAUCGACAGAACCUCGCUCGAAUAUAUCGCUCCCACGCCCGUAAAUCUCACUCCACUGACACAAAUAAUACAUCAAAAUGGAGGUAUAUGUGUCCUGCUUCUCACAAAAGAGGUUUCAAAUCAUUAAAUCGUACCCCUUGGCCAGCAGGUGACCAACUGUCCAAAUAGGCGGAAAUCUCUCCCAUUGACUGUAAUGUUAUUUUUCUCCAAGAAAAUCCGGAUCAUCGCUCAGGCUCAGACUUUUUUAACUCGCUGUUGUGGCCUCAUUUUUCGAAGUACAGACAUGAAAAACACAUCAUUGUGUUCAUGAAGGACGGGGGAUUCGUACGAUGUUCUUAUUUUCAUUCUGGGACUUAAGGAAAUCACGCUAUGUGAAGAAGUUCACAGGCUGAAAUUCACUGCAGUUCAGCACCUCUCAGUCAAACAGUAGGUUAGUGAUUUGCCUUUGAUCUCACAGCUGUUAGGGAUGCAGUCAUUAACGAGACACACACACACACACGCACACACAUUCUUGUACUUGUUGCUUUUUGAGGUCCACCUUAUAGUUCAGCUGCUUGUACACACAGUUAAUAUGUGUCUGCUUCACCACCUAUCUCCACCCACAAACUUUGAGCUACAGAAACCAUUCUGGGCUUCAAAAAUUCAGCUCAUUGAAGAUAUUAUGGGGUGUUUUGAGGAUUGUGAUAAUAAAUUGUAUUAAUGUGUUUAGCAGAGUCUUGUGUUCUCACAAGCUCCUUAUCAGGAAUAGAUACAGAGGAUGAGCGUCAGGGCCUACUUGGAGUCCUGUUUCCUUAGCUUCAAGCCUUCUUUCUCCUGCUAUAGGUAUGCAUCCAAGGUCCCCAUGGCAACCAAUUAGUGCACCUGGAGACACACAGCUGACUGGAAAGCUUCCUCUAAUGGCCAUAUGAGACACAUGAAGCCAGGCUCAGCACACAUAGCACUGGGGAUGACACUUAAAACCUUUUACUAGAGCGCUUGAAAAAACUUCAGCCCCUAUCUCCUCACAUGACCUUUGACCUACAGAAACCAUUCAGGGCUUUUAAAUUUGAGCUCAUUGAGGACAUUAUGGGGUGUAUUUAGGAUUCAUAUACAUUUAGAUUUUUCACAUUUUAAAGUCACUCAGUGAUGAGUUAUCAUUUAAUUUUUCAAACUAAUUUGAACUGAUUCAAACUGAUUCAAACCUUUCUAAUACUUAAAAAAUUAAACUUAUGCCACUUCUCACCUUCCUGCCUUUUAAGGCAAUUUCCUUCUUCAUUCAAACUUUGUGCAAUUUUAGACAUUUUUCUAGCCUCUUUCAGCAUGAAUAAAAUUUCUUUUUAUAGAGCAUAUUCAUACUAUUUGUCCUUCAACCAAUUAAUCAAUUAUCCAACUUACAUUUCUUUCACACCCCUUCAACAGCUUUAACAUUUAUACAUUUCUCCAUGUUUUAUUAGCAGUUUAGCAUUGCUUUUUCAGCUUUCAGCACUCAGCAUUUCCACGCAUUUUCUGCAAGGAAAUGCAAUUUUUCUAGUUAUUAUUAUUAUUCUUCCGUACCUUUUUUGCAACUUUUCAACUCCUCCAUACUUUGUCCGAUUUCAACCGUUCAACUUUUAAACUAUUCCUCUCCUUCAGGAAUAGUGCGGAUGUAUUUUUCACUUUUCAACCCCUUAUACUUUUUGAUAUUUUUGACUUUUUGUGCAAAAACUUUUCCCAUUGAAAUGAAUGGGGAAAUCUUCAAAUUCUGCCUUUUACUCCUCCACCUUCUCAGCCUUAUAACUUCAGCAUACUUUCACCUAGAGACCUCAUUUUUGCUUCAAAAUGUUCACAAUCUUCUCCUCCAAAUAUGCUGCAUUGACUUUUUUGUGCUAUCUUUUACAGUUUUUCCACAAUUUAGCUUUAUGCAACUUGUGGUUUUCAGCAAAUUUCAAGCUUUAUAAUGGGUGUGUAUUGGAGAGUUUAGAGUGAUGAUGUCAUCAGCUAGAGUGCAGACCUCGUCUCUGAUCGACAGAACCUUGCUCGAAUAUAUCGCUCCCACGCCCACAAAUCUCACUCCACUGACACAAAUAAUACAUCAAAAUGGAGGUAUAUGUGUCCUGCUUCUCACAAAAGAGGUUUCAAAUCAUUAAAUCGUACCCCUUGGGCAGGAGGUGACCAACUGUCCAAAAAAGGCGGAAAUCUCUCCCAUUGACUGUAAUGUUAUUUUUCUCCAAGAAAAUCCGGAUCAUCGCUCAAGCUCAGACUUUUUUAACUCGCUGUUGUGGCCUCAUUUUUCGAAGUACAGACAUGAAAAACACAUCAUUGUGUUCAUGAAGGACGGAGGAUUCGUACGAUGUUCUUAUUUUCAUUCUGGGACUUAAGGAAAUCACGCUAUGUGAAGAAGUUCACAGGCUGAAAUUCACUGCAGUUCAGCACCUCUCAUUCAAACAGUAGGUCAGUGAUUUGCCUUUGAUCUCACAGCUGUUUAGGAUGCAGUCAUUAACGAGACACACACACACACACGCACACACAUUCUUGUACUUGUUGCUUUUUGAGGUCCACCUUGCAGUUCAGCUGCUUGUACACACAGUUAAUAUGUGUCUGCUUCACCACCUAUCUCCACCCACAAACUUUGAGCUACAGAAACCAUUCUGGGCUUCAAAAAUUCAGCUCAUUGAAGAUAUUAUGGGGUGUUUUGAGGAUUGUGAUAAUAAAUUGUAUUAAUGUGUUCAGCAAAAUCUUGUGUUCUCACAAGCUCCUUAUGAAUAUAUACAGAGGGUGAGCGUCAGGGCCUACUUGGAGUCCUGUUUCCUUAGCUUCAAGCCUUCUUUCUCCUGCUAUAGUUAUGCAUCCAAGGUCCCCAUGGCAACCAAUUUGUGCACCUGGAGACACACAGCUGACUGGAAAGCUGCUUCUAGUGGCCAUAUGAGACACAUGAAGCCAGGCUCAGUACACAUAGCAAUUGGGAUGACACUUAAAACCCUUUCCUAGAGCGUUGGAAAAAACUUCAGCCCCUAUCUCCUCACAUGACCUUUGACCUACAGAAACCAUUCAGGGCUUUGAAAUUUAAGCUCAUUGAGGACAUUAUUGGGUGUAUUUAGGAUUGUUAUUCAUUUAAAUUUUUCACAUUUUAAAAGUCAGUCAGUGAUGAUUUAUCAUUUAAUUUUUCAAACUAAUUUAAACUCAUUCAAACUGAUUCAAACCUUUCUAAUACUUCAAAACUUUCUGAUACUUGAGGACUUUUGAUAAUUUAAAAUUUCCCUGUUUUAAAUUAGUUUUAAUAUUUAUGCAUUACUCCAUCAUUCAAACAAAAUCCUACCUCAAGUACGACAACUACUGCUAAUGUCAAUUAAACUAGAACUUUCCCCUCUACUUCAACUGCUAUUGCUCCUAUUUCUACUUUCUUUACUACUUUGACUUAUACUUCUUUUAUUCUCAAUCUACUUCUACUGCUGACAUGACUACUAGUAUCACGACUUGACUUCUUAUCAUACUACUUCUAGUACUACAAUUUAAACUUAUGCCACUUCUCACCUUCCUGCCUUUUAAGGCAAUUUCCUUCUUCAUUCAAACUUUGUGCAAUUUGAGACAUUUUUCUAGCCUCUUUCAGCAUGAAUAAAAUUUCCUUUUAUAGAGCAUAUUCAUACUAUUUGUCCUUCAACCAAUUAAUCAAUUAUCCAACUUAUAUUUCUGUUCACCCCUUCAACAGCUUUAACAUUUAUACCUUUCUCCAUGUUUUAUUAGCAGUUUAGCAUUGCUUUUUCAGCUUUCAGCACUCAGCAUUUCCACGCAUUUUCUGCAAGGAAAUGCAAUUUUUCUAGUUAUUAUUAUUCUUCCGUACCUUUUUUGCAACUUUUCAACUCCUUCAUACUUUGUCCGAUUUCAACCGUUCAACUUUUAAACUAUUCCUCUCCUUCAGGAAUAGUGCGGAUGUAUUUUUCACUUUUCUACCCCUUAUACUUUUUGAUAUUUUUGACUUUUUGUGCAAAAAAUUUUCCCAUUGAAAUGAAUGGGGAAAUCUUCAAAUUCUACCUUUUACUCCUCCACCUUCUCAGCCUUAUAACUUCAGCGUACUUUCACCUACAGACCUCAUUUUUGCUUUAAAAUGUUCACAAUCUUCUCCUCCAAAUAUGCUGUAUUGACUUUUUUGUGCUAUCUCCUACAGUUUUUCCACAAUUUAGCUUUAAGCAACUUGUGGUUUUCAGCAAAUUUCAAGCUUUAUAAUGGGUGUGUAUUGGAGAGUUUAGAGUGAUGAUGUCAUCAGCUAGAGUGCAGACCUCGUCUCUGAUCGACAGAACCUCGCUCGAAUAUAUCGCUCCCACGCCCACAAAUCUCACUCCACUGACACAAAUAAUACAUCAAAAUGGAGGUAUAUGUGUCCUGCUUCUCACAAAAGAGGUUUCAAAUCAUUAAAUCGUACCCCUUGGCCAGCAGGUGACCAACUGUCCAAAAAAGGCGGAAAUCUCUCCCAUUGACCGUAAUGUUAUGUUUCUCCAAGAAAAUCCGGAUCAUCGCUCAGGCUCAGACUUUUUUAACUCGCUGUUGUGGCCUCAUUUUUCGAAGUACAGACAUGAAAAACACAUCAUUGUGUUCAUGAAGGACGGAGGAUUCAUACGAUGUUCUUAUUUUCAUUCUGGGACUUAAGGAAAUCACGCUAUGUGAAGAAGUUCACAGGCUUCAAAUCCUCUGCUGUUCAGCUGCUUCUCAUUCAAACAGUAGGUCAGUGAUUAAGUGGAAAUGCUGAUUAAGCAUUUCCACUUAUUGUUAUUCUCCUAUUUCUUUAUUAUUAUUAUUAUUAUUAUUAUUAUUCUUCCGUACCUUUUUUGCAACUUUUCAACUCCUCCAUACUUUGUCCGAUUUCAACCGUUCAACUUUUAAACUAUUCCUCUCCUUCAGGAAUAGUGCGGAUGUAUUUUUCACUUUUCAACCCCUUAUACUUUUUGAUAUUUUUGACUUUUUGUGCAAAAAAUUUUCCCAUUGAAAUGAAUGGGGAAAUCUUCAAAUUCUGCCUUUUACUCCUCCACCUUCUCAGCCUUAUAACUUCAGCAUACUUUCACCUAGAGACCUCAUUUUUGCUUCAAAAUGUUCACAGUCUUCUCCUCCAAAUAUGCUGUAUUGACUUUUCUGUGCUAUCUCCUACAGUUUUUCCACAAUUUAGCUUUAAGCAACUUGUGGUUUUCAGCAAAUUUCAAGCUUUAUAAUGGGUGUGUAUUGGAGAGUUUAGAGUGAUGAUGUCAUCAGCUAGCGCGCAGACCUCGUCUCUGAUCGACAGAACCUCGCUCGAAUAUAUUGCUCCCACGCCCACAAAUCUCACUCCACAGCCAUAAAUAAUACAUCAAAAUGGAGGUAUAUGUGUCCUGCUUCUCACAAAAGAGGUUUCAAAUCAUUAAAUUGUACCCCUUGGCCAGCAGGUGACCAACUGUCCAAAAAAGGCGGAAAUCUCUCCCAUUGACCAUAAUGUUAUUUUUCUCCAAGAAAAUCCGGAUCAUCGCUCAGGCUCAGACUUUUUUAACUCGCUGUUGUGGCCUCAUUUUUCGAAGUACAGACAUGAAAAACACAUCAUUGUGUUCAUGAAGGACGGAGGAUUCGUACGAUGUUCUUAUUUUCAUUCUGGGACUGGAAAUCACGCUAUGUGAAGAAGUUCACAGGCUUCAAAUCCUCUGCAGUUCAGCUGCUUCUCAUUCAAACAGUAGGUCUGUGAUUUGCCUUUGAUCUCACAGCUGUUUAGGAUGCAGUCAUUAAUGAGCCACACACACACACACACACACACACACGCACACACAUUCUUGUACUUGUUGCUUUGUCAGGUCUACCUUGCAGUUCAGCUGCUUGUACACCCAGUUAAUAUGUGUCUGCUUCACCACCUAUCUCCACCCACAAACUUUGAGCUACAGAAACCAUUCUGGGCUUCAAAAAUUCAGCUCAUUGAAGAUAUUAUGGGGUGUUUUGAGGAUUGUGAUGAUAAAUUGUAUGAAUGUGAUAGCAGAGUCUUGUGGUUUUCACAACCUCCUUGUCAUGAAUAGCUGGGAUCUGGGAUUUUGUUUCUCAGCUUCAAGGCUCCUUUCUCCUGCAUCUACGGUCCCCAUAGCAACCAAUUAGUGCACCUGGAGACACACAGCUGACUGGAAAGCUGCUUCUAACGGCCAUUUGAAGCACAUGAAGCCAGGCUCAGUGCACAGAGCACUGAGGGUUACAUUUAAAUCCCUUUUCUUCUUCAUACAAACUUUGUCCAAUUUCAGACAUUUUUUCAGCUUCUUUUCACAUUUAUGCAAUUUCAAUUUUGCAGCAAAUUCACGCUACUUUGGCUUCCUAAACAAUUUUCACAUUCAUUCAAUUGCUUCCUCUACUACUUCUUCUUCUUCAGCUUUUCAACUGUUUCUACAUUCAUACAACUUCUACUUCUUCCACUUCAGCUCAACAGUCAUACAACUUCUACUACUUUUACUUCAGCUCAUAAACAAUUUCUACAUUCAUACAGUAACAUACACAUGGACUCAAAAACAGACCAAGUGACACAAUACUGCCUCAUUGAAACAGACACACCAAAAAUGUGAGCCUUCAGGAUGGAUGGAGUUCCUUAGUAUGCCUAUGUAUGGCCUCCUGGGGGAAGAAUGCUGACACACCAUGUGUGAUUUGGUAGUUGAUACAAUACAACAUAAUUAUAAUUCACUGACUUUGUUUAUACACAAAGGGAAAUUAAUUUGUCUGCAAUCUCAUUAAAAGGUUUCUCUGGAAGGACAGUUAACAAAGUGUGUAAAUCCAGUCAGAAGAGGGAAGAGGGUGACAUGGUUGACAUCUCCUGGUAUUCUUACAAGUGCCUCAGGAUGUUAAGUCUAUAUCCUAGCAGAGUGCAAGUGGGUUGGCAUUUUUCAGGACUUUUCCUGGACGUUUUCAUCCUGCCUUAACCCAUUAAGACCUGAAACCUGUCUGAGACAUGCCUCUGAAAUCCUGAGGGCAAUUUUGAGAAGGGCCCCCAGAUCCUGAGGCUUUCUGAAGUAUUGAGGUUUACAAAAAAAUUGAUAUCGCAGCCUCUGUAGCAGAUAAAAAAUAUUUGACAGCUUAUACACGUGGCUUUAAAGAUAACUAUCUUUUAUUUUUUCUGGAACUUCAUCACAUUAUUGAAAACCUUGUACUAACAAACUCAAAUGAAAUAAGUGGCUGUAUAAAUAAAAGUAAAGGCUCUGCACUGGAGAAACUGUUUGCUUUCUGUAAAACAAGUGGCAGUCAUGAUAAAGUGUCCAUUCAACACAAAUGUAAAAAUAAAACAAAGUGUUGAAAGGGUAUACAGCUGCCCUAGUAUAGUGCCAGUACAAAAGCAGCACUAAGAACUGAAAAAUAAAAAAUGAAUUAAUAAAUAAGUGGCUGACAGUGUGUUCAUCUCUGUGCUCACCGAAAAUCAUGCAACACUCACAGACAACGCAGAAAGUGUGAGCCCAAAGCACUCAAUGUGAAGAGGUCAUUCACACUGCUGGACACUUCUCCUCCGAAGCUGCCCUCUGCAGCCGUCAUUGUUUGCUUUCCUCGCGAAGCACAUAGCAAGAUCCGAGCAUGAAAUCGAGCGCUUUAUUCACCUAUCAGAUGCAGGCGGGUAUGAUUAUUUGAUUCAUCACGACUCCGGAAUUAAUUAAAAAAAAACUACAGAAUGUCACACCUAGUGAUGUUUCCUUCAGUGCCGAGUAAUGAAGGGGCCGUUUCCGCGAAGCGCAUAUCGAGGCUUGCUUCAUCUAGGAGUGGAGCCAAAAAUGAUGACGUCCGAAGCCUCGCUACCCGGCGUGACUGAUUCAAGAAACGGUUCACCGGUUUGGCGGAUGAUUUAACAGGCAGCGAAACGCAAUGGAGUCCUCCCCCACUCACAAUCCAUAGACUCGAGACUUGUUGAAAAGUUGUUUUUAAUUAAAAAAUAAAUAAAUGUAAAUGAAAUGUUUAUGUUUUAUAUGUUUUCCCUGCAACAAACUAAGUAACACAAGCACAUUCACAUCACAACCCUCUCCAUAAUUUAUGUCCUCUUCCCCUUUUUGACACUGCAACUGUGUCUUAAAGACAGACACCAUGUUGAUAACUUAAUUUCUGUAUUGUAUCACAAACACAUGGCCUCACAUCCAUUUAUUCAUUGAAUUCAGAGCUUCGCGCACCAAAGCCUCGGGGUGUCUUUGGUUUAUCACUCUGCCUGUUUUACAUUUAUUGUCCACUUGAUGGUGCAAUAGAGCAAAUGAAGCACGAUCAUGAAGCUUCGGCCCAGGAGGCGAGUAAUUGGAUGGAAAGCUUCGAUGCUUCAUGAGGCUUCAUCUCGCCAUCACUAGUCACACCCGCUCCCGAUUUAAAGGGUAGAAAUGCUCAGCGGUGCCGCCGGCUUGGAGGGUUGUAAUGCGUACAGGUUUCUUCUUGUUCUUCUUCUUCUUCUUCUUCUUCUUCUUCUUCUUGUUCUUCUUCUUCAGUUUGGUUUAAUGGCAGUUUGGCUUAGUGUCUGGGGCAUUACCGCCACCUACUGAGUCUACGGUGGAACAGGAGAUUAGGCAGUUACAGACCCUUUAGUGGAGACUCCUACAUCCUUUCUAUUAACCUUGUAUCCCGCACAAAAUCCAUCAGUCGCCCCAGCCUUGCCUUAUUGUCCACUUUUAGCAAGUUUUCUAACUUAAAUGAUUCCUUAUCUUUCUCAAUUGCUGCUUUCAAGGUCUUGCGUACACGCCUCUCCCAGUUUGAAGGGUUGUAAUACCCAUAGACAUAACACACGUAGACGCCUCAUUAUGCUGAAGCGUAAUCCAGCGUUGCAGUCAUAUUGGAUGGGUCACUCCACUCCAGGCUCGCUCAAGAGCCAAAUGGGGUCAAUGGAAAACAAGCAUUUUUACACUCUAUGAUUGAAAAACUCAAUGCAGUAUUGAAAUCAGACCACGUAGGAUUACAUAUUACAAAUAGAAUUGAAAAAUAGUUUGUUUUAUUUUAAUGUGUGACAUUUUCCUGUAUUAUGGCUACAUCCCUGCCGUUUAUAAAAAAAAAAAAAAAAAAAAACAAUGUGAAAAUCGGGCAGAGAUUCGGAGAGUAAUUAUUAUGAAUAUUGUUGGGCAUUUCUAUCUACACUGAUGCACUGGAGGCGCGUGGGGAUCCUAACCAAGACGGCGGCCACACUGAUACGUGAGCUCCACUUCGCGGCGUCAGGCUUUGAGGCUUCUACGUAAAUUAUGUCCAUGGUAAUACCUACAUGUACCCGGCUUUCCGAGUAGAAAUGAGCAGCCGCGCUCCCAGCUCGAAAGGUUGAAAUGUGUACAUGCUGUCCCGGUUUAAAUGGGUUAAAAAAAACUACACACACACACACACACACACACACACACACACACACACACACACACACAUAUAUAUAUAUAUAUAUUUAUUUAUAUAUAUAUAUAUAUAUAUAUAUAUAUAUAUAUAAUUGAAUAAAAUAUAUUUUAAUAUAUAUAUAUAUAUAUAUAUAUAUAUAUAUAUACAUAUAUAUUAUUCUACAUGUUAUAUCAUAAUCAUACAUCUGACAACGAAUGAAAAGUAUGGCGUACACUAGCUCUUCAGUACAGUGUCAAAGACAACACUUGUUGUUAAUGAGUUCCAUUUAAAUAAAGUUUAUGGCCCCACCCAGCGUCUUUCAUCACCAUGGAAACCAUUGAUCCCCUGUAAAAGAAUUGUGUCAAAAGUUUUAGAGCUCCUUUUUGAGAAAGAACAGCAAGAGAAGCGAGAAGAGCACAGAGAAGGGUGAGUCUCUUUUUAUAUCAUAUUUAAUAUUAAAUUAGCUUAGAAACUACACUUUCUAUUGGACAAAAAAAUAUUUUUGAAUGGUUAAUUUCUCCAUUUCUCCAUCAUAUUUAAUAUUAAAUUAGCUUAGAAACUACACUUUCUAUCAUACAAAUAAUAUAUUUGAAUGGUUAAUUUUUCUGUUUCUGUCAAUUGUUUUUUUAAGUGUCUUAGUAUUUUUGUGUGAGAUUUAGCAGUCUUCCUCGAGGAGGCUACAAACACUUUGCUAAGCUAAUAGACUCAACUUGGUAAAAAUAAAAAUAAAAAAAUAAAUAAAAACUAAAUUAGCUAUGGUGUAGUCUUCCACUGUAAAUCAAUUCGGGUGACAAAGAUAGCUUUAAUUCAGAAAUUUUCCAUUUUUAUGGUUCCUGUAAGCUGUUCACUGUUUAAGACAUGUCUCUGUUAAAGACAUGUCUUUAGAUAGAUAGAUAGAUACUUAUAUAUAUGUAUAGAUGCAUGUACAAACUAUUUAGAAAAAUUAAUGUUUAAUGCAAGUUUGCCAUUAAAAGUUUGUGAUAAAAAGGUCUUUCUCUGAAAGUGUCUGCAACUGUCUCCUUAGGCCUAGCUUACUCAUGAUUGGCUGUUCUUGUGGGACCUCUCUUGUGAUUGGCUAGCUCCAGAGCCGUCGCUAGGCUGCUGCUAUGCAUCCAUACUUGACAGGCAGACAAAAAUGUAAAAAAAGUAUUUCUCUGAAAGUGUCUUCCACUGUGUCCCUGGGCCUCCACUCUAGCUUACUCUUGAUUUGUUUGCUAGGCUGCUACUAUGCCUCAAUAUUUGCCAGGCAGUCAGAUAUGUACUAAUGGACUGUCAGACAAUAAAUAAGAUUAAAUAUAAAUCUAUUUUUCUCUCUAUAAGUAUAUAUGUAUAGAGAGAAAGAAAGAGAGAGAGUGUGUUUAUAUAUAUAUAAAUGUGUAAAAAUAUCAAAUAACAAGGCAAUUUUGAUCACUUAACAAAUAAUUUAAAUAAUUUUCAGUAUUGACCUAUGACUUAAAAAAUUAUUUUCAGGCUCCUUCUUUGAUAGAGAGCUGAUUGUAUGGAUACAUAUAUAAUUCAAGAAUAAUUUUGCCAUUUUUAAUUAUUUAGAGAAAUUCAUGUUAAUAAUAAUGUAAGUUUGCCAUUAAAAGUUUGUGAUAAAAAGGUCUUUCUUUGAAAGUGUCUGCAACUGUCCCCUUGGGCCUCCACUCUAGCUUACUCAUGAUUGGCUUGUGGGACCUCUCUUGUGAUUGGCUAGCUCCAGAGCCGUCGCUGGGCUGCUGCUAUGCAUCCAUAUUUGACAGGCAGACAAAAUGUAACAAAAGUAUUUCUCUGAAAGUGUCUUCGACUGUGUCCCUGGGCCUCCACUCUAGCUUACUCUUGAUUGGCUGUUUGCUAGGCUGCUACUAUGCCUCAAUAUUUGCCAGGAAGUCAGAUAUGUACUAAUGGACUGUCAGACAAUAAAUAAGAUUAAAUAUAAAUCUAUUUUUCUCUCUAUACGUAUAUAUGUACAGAGAGAAAGAAAGAGAGAGAGUGUGUUUAUAUAUAUAUAAAUGUGUAAAAAUAUCAAAUAACAAGGCAAUUUUGAUCACUUAACAAAUAAUUUAAAUAAUUUUCAGUAUUGAUCUAUGACUUAAAAAAUUAUUUUCAGGCUCCUUCUUUGAUAGAGAGCUGAUUGUAUGGAUACAUAUAUAAUUCAAGAAUAAUUUUGCCAUUUUUAAUUAUUUAGAGAAAUUCAUGUUAAUAAUAAUGUACGUUUGCCAUUAAAAGUUUGUGAUAAAAAGGUCUUUCUCUCAAAGUGUCUGCAACUGUCCCCUUGGGCCUCCACUCUAGCUUACUCAUGAUUGGCUUGUGGGACCUCUCUUGUGAUUGGCUAGCUCCAAAGCCGUCGCUGGGCUGCUACUAUGCCUCCCUAUUUUAUUAUUUCUCCAUAGGUUAUUUUGCCUCUACAUUCAUUAGAAUGGUUGACAACAUGACUGACAGCAUUAGGAAGUUAUAUGACACUAGCUUACUCAUGAUUGGCUGUUGAAGUUAGAUGUGGUUGGCUUACUUCAAAGCUGUUACCAAGCUGUUACUAUGUCUCCAUAUUUGCCAGGCAGACAGAAAUGUUUACAAAAUGGCUGACAACACAUCAAAGACACACUAGUUCAUUGACUGACUAUAACCUGACUGGACCAAUACACACUAAGUUACUGACUGACUCAGCAACACACACAUACUCUCUCUCUCUCUCUCUCUCUCUCUCUCUCUCUCUCUCUCUCACACACACACACACACACACACACACACACACACACACACACACACACACACACACACACACACACACACACAAGUUUACUGACUGACUAUAAUCUGACUGAACCCAUACACACUGACUGACUGACUGACUCAGCAAGAUACACACACACACACACACACACACACACACACACACACACACACAUUACUUUUACUGACUGACUAAAAUCUGACUGGACUGAUACACCUUGACUAAUUGGGGUAUUAUGUUUUUCCGUAUUACGAACAGAAAAUGCGAUGUUACAAACUUUUGUGUUCAUACUACAUGUAUUAAAGGUGGGGUAGGCAGGAUCUGAGGAAGUGACAGUUUUUUUGAGAAAUCUUAAAUGUAAACUCUACCUCUCACAACCAGUUUUCCCCUCAGCUCCUCCUCUUCCCUCCCUCUCUGCUCCAGCAAGCCCCGCCCACAAACAGACGCUCCUUCCGCUCAUAUCGUUUCAAUUAAAUUCAGAUAUGAUGCAGAUAAACACCUCAGAUAAUUACAAACAGUACCCACUCAACGUGAAAGUAAAAAGCAUUGGUGCUACUGUAGAUGCCAACAGACUACCAGCAAACAUAAUGUUUGCAGGACUUCUACAACUAGGAUAAAGUGACAUAGUCAAGGACCCACUUGGCUUGCUUUGUUAAAGCAGUUUACCUGUCCAGCAGAAAGGUUACAGGGUCUGUAAGAUCCCAAGGUAUUUACUUCUUUUUCUUGCUUGUGUUGGCAGUCGUGACCUAAGGAGGAUUCAGACAACUUUCGGUACUUUGUGGUUGGUUUCUACUGUCCGAUAUUGUAGCGCGCUAACUUUGUUUGGGCUCCUGAACGACACUGGGGAGCAGCGUCUGCCUCAGAACCAAUCAACCUGGGGGAGGCGGAGAAUGGCUUUGUUUACAGUCAGAAUGAGUGGAGCGCUCUAAAAAUGUAAAAUUUUGACUACACAGACAUAAGAGAACACAGCAAUAUUGUUGUAUUACCAAAUGUCAUCAAUAGCUAAUGACAAUUGACUGAUAUUUAAAGCUUUUACACCACAAAAAAGAUGCCUCUUUGACGGAUUCCUGCCUACCCCACCUUUAACAUGUUCAAAUGUGUAAUUAUUAUUCAAAAUAUUUAUACUUCAAACUGUAACUCUCAUAUGGAAUGUUCUACUAAGUACCCCUCCCUUCUCUUUCCAGAAUGGAUCUAUCUAUCCUCAAAGUCAAACCCUCAACCCCAUACCAAAGACUUCCCCCUCUUCACCUGGCUGUGGUGAAGGUGAAAGAGGAAAGGAGGGUCAUCAGGUGGAGUUUUGAUGACAUCACACCAAGGCCGACCAAUGAGAAGACAAAUCGAAUUGUCAUCCUCACUGAUGGCAACUUGCUGGAGAGGGUGUAUGUUUUUGAGGCAGUGACCACAGUGUUGGAGGAGGGCACUGCCUAUGUCAUGAAAGGGUACUCCCUCAGAGGGAGUAACCCUCCCUAUCGUCUGACCAUCUCAAAGGAGACCAAAUUUUUUAAAUCGGCACCGAUUGAGGUGACUGAGGAGCUGAGAGCCAGGGCCAAAAGGCUUCUCUGCCCAGUGAGUGCAGACACAGAACUCUGUGAGGCAAAGAACUGCACGUCCCUCAUGACUGUGCAAGGCAGAGUAACUGAGGUAAACUACUUUGUCCAUCCGUCCGUCAGUCACAAACACACAAACUACCUGACUGACUAUAAUCUGACUGGACUGACACUCUCUCACACACACACACCUACACACACACACACACACACACACACACAAACAAACAAACAAACACAUAUAUAGGGGAGACCGGGGCUUGUUGUCACACUUUUUACACUCUUAUAUAUUCCAUGGAAUCAAUACAUCAUAAGUAAAAAAAAUGUUUACCACACGAAAGACCAAAGUCUUAUUAUUAUCAAAAUUAUUGUUAUUCUCAUUUUUUUACUUGAAAGUGAACAUCAAAGUCAGGAACAGAAAAUGUUUAUCAUUGAGCUAGAAAAAGUCAUUGAACGUAGCCAUUGAACAAAUGUUAACAUAAAACAUUGUGCAACAUGCACUGGAGUUUGAAGAUCUGUCUGACUCUGUAUUUUCAGCUGGGGUGAAUGUUUUGCAGUACCAAGCCAACAUAAGGUAGUUGACAUUAAAGUCUUUAUUGUCUUCCAGAUUGAUUCAUUAGCAAGGAUCACCUGUCUGACUGCCCUCAGCAUCCCGUCAGGCACUGCACUGCCUUGCUCUGUUUUUCUUUUGUAAUUCCUGACCAUGACUUCUCACUCUCUCCUCUCCUUUAAACCACUCUGUUCUCUGUAAAAAUAAAGUCAAAAUUUCAAUAUGACAACUGCUGAUAAGCAGACUCUCUAUGUAAAUUUUAAUCCCUUUUAAACCAAAAUGACUGAGACAUGCUGCUCUAAACUACCAUGUCUGCUAAUUAAAGCUCUAGCUUAAAGUUAGCUGAAAACAGAACUAUAACUGAGGUAUGACAGGAUGUCUUAAUUUGUCCUCUAAUAAGUGCACAUGUUUCACUGCUGGGAUUUCUAUCUAGAAGAAGCUUGUUUUAAAAUAUAUAAGGUUAAUUUUCUUUACCUUGGGUUGUGCAAAAUGGUUAAUUGGCGCUCAUCUCAGCUCACAACGUGCUCUUCUUUUCUCAGAAAGAACCUGACCAUGUAAAGGAAAAAAACUAGUAUUUCACUUUUUAGUUGCGCCCUCUGGUGGCAAAGAUAAUUGCAAUGUGAAAACUUAGCCAUGUGACAACAAGCCCCGGUCUCCCCUACAGUACUUUUAAGGACUGACUGAAUGACUUGACUGACUGACUGACUGACUGACUGACUCUCUCACACACACACACACACACAAACACACACACACAUAUGCUAACCUGAUGACUUUAAUCUGAUUGGACCAGUACACACUGAUUGACCAACUGACUGACUCAGCAAAACUCUCUCUCUCUCUCUCUCUCUCUCUCUCUCUUUUCCCAUCUCUCUCUCACACACGCACGCACGCACACACACACACACGCACACACACACAGGCGCACACUGGCUUACUGACUAAUCCCACUGGACUGAUACAUCUGACUGACUCGCCUUUCCUUGUUUCUUGUGUUUCAGGUUAGCAGCAUCAGGAAGAUGGAGGUCAAGAGGGAGCACUUCCCUCUUCAAACAAUCGUUAUAGAGCAGGUAUGUAACUCCAAAUUCUUUUUUCUACUAAUCAUUGUUAAGUUAUUUUUUUCUAUUUCAAUCUUUUUGUCCUUUUUAUAUCUCUAUUUCUUACUCAUUCCUCUUUUAUAUUCCAUUUUUCUUUCCUUUUUAUAUGCUUUACAAUACCGUCUUUACAAUAAAUCAUGACAUGAUACUGAGAACAUAAGUGCCUUUUUUUUUUACAAGGAUCAAAGCAAAGUCCAGGUGUGCCUGUGAAGGGAGGCAGGCAUGUUUGCCAUCGCUGUUGGGUCCCUGGUGACCAUCAGUCACGAGGAAGCCAUGGCCCCUUUGGGUUCCAGCUGCAGUCAACAGCUUAUACAAAGCUUGAGGUGGGCUCUUUUUCAUGGUUUCUACGAGGUUUAUUGUAACAUUGAAAACUUUAUAAUGAAGUUGAACUUAUAAUGGCUUGUUUAAUUUUAUAUAGGAAACAUGCAGCACCUCCACUGUCAAUGCCAUGGGGGCCAUGGAGGUACGUGGGAGGCAAGAGCUGCUGAGCCUCCUCGUUGACGAUGGGGCUGAGCAUCUCAUCCCUGCGGCUCUUUGGCUGCCGCUUUAUGCAAAAAUGAAACGGUUACCCUUUUCAAUUCAAAUAUCCAUGCGGGGAGGAAUGAUAGUGAAGGCGAGUGCUGUGGAAAGAAGUGGAGAAGGGGAGCAUGGGGCAAAGGAGGGGGAGGUGGUGGAAGGAAAGAUGGCGGGAGAGGCAGAGAAUAAGAUGGGUGAUGACGAGGAGGAGGAGGGAGAUGAGCUUUUUAGUUUUUUUUAG